This is a messenger RNA of Ochotona princeps (American pika), 1572 nucleotides long. RefSeq names its product solute carrier family 16 member 3 (gene SLC16A3). The coding region runs from base 156 to 1547 and encodes 463 amino acids. NCBI's taxonomy places the organism in Eukaryota, Metazoa, Chordata, Mammalia, Lagomorpha, Ochotonidae. The record is from RefSeq and is a predicted model, not a curated record. The transcript has 5 exons. Gene Ontology annotation, biological process: transmembrane transport; monocarboxylic acid transport. Gene Ontology annotation, molecular function: monocarboxylic acid transmembrane transporter activity. Gene Ontology annotation, cellular component: membrane.
GGCAGGGGGCGGAGCCAAGGCCCAAGUCCACGGCCCAAGGGGAGGGAAGGGUGGUGCAGGCACUGGGCAACUAGCCGGGCUGCCCACACCGCCCGCCUGUCCUCCCACACAGCCUCGGCAGUGGUCCCGGUGCUGUGACACCAGCCCUCCUGGCCAUGGGAGGAGCCGUGGUGGACGAGGGUCCCACGGGAGUCAAGGCCCCUGACGGGGGCUGGGGCUGGGCCGUCCUGUUCGGCUGUUUUGUCAUCACCGGCUUCUCCUACGCCUUCCCCAAGGCGGUCAGCGUCUUCUUCAAGGAGCUCAUGCGGGAGUUCGGGAUUGGCUACAGCGACACGGCCUGGAUCUCCUCCAUCCUGUUGGCCAUGCUCUACGGCACAGGCCCUCUGUGCAGCGUGUGCGUGAACCGCUUCGGCUGCCGGCCGGUCAUGCUGGUGGGAGGCCUGUUUGCGUCGCUGGGCAUGGUGGCGGCGUCCUUCUGCCAAAGCAUCAUCCAGGUCUACCUCACCACUGGGGUUAUCACCGGCCUGGGGCUGGCGCUCAACUUCCAGCCAUCGCUCAUCAUGCUCAACCGCUACUUCAGCAAGCGGCGCCCCAUCGCCAACGGGCUGGCGGCGGCGGGCAGCCCCGUCUUCCUGUGUGCCCUGUCGCCCCUGGGCCAGUUGCUGCAGCACCACUACGGCUGGCGCGGUGGCUUCCUCAUCCUGGGCGGCCUCCUGCUCAACUGCUGUGUGUGCGCUGCCCUCAUGCGGCCGCUCGGGGCGCCCCCGGCGGCCAGGGGUUCGGGGCCACAGCGGCCGGCCCGGCGCCUGCUGGAUCUCAGUGUCUUCCGGGACCGUGGCUUCAUCAUCUACGCGCUGGCCGCCUCCAUCAUGGUCCUGGGGCUCUUUGUGCCGCCCGUGUUCGUGGUGAGCUAUGCCAAGGACCUGGGCGUGCCCGACACGCAGGCCGCCUUCCUGCUCACCAUCCUGGGCUUCAUCGACAUCUUUGCGCGGCCCGCGGCUGGCUUUGUCACCGGGCUCCACCGGGUGCGGCCCUACUCCGUCUACCUCUUCAGCUUCGCGAUGUUCUUCAACGGCUUCACCGACCUCACGGGCUCCACUGCCAGCGACUACGGCGGCCUCGUGGUCUUCUGCGUCUUCUUCGGCAUCUCCUACGGCAUGGUGGGGGCCCUGCAGUUCGAGGUGCUCAUGGCCAUCGUGGGCACCCACAAGUUCUCCAGCGCCCUCGGCCUGGUGCUGCUGCUGGAGGCCGUGGCCGUGCUCAUCGGGCCCCCGUCUGGAGGCAAGCUGCUGGACGCGACACACGUCUACCAGUACGUGUUCAUCCUGGCGGGGGCCGAGGUGCUGUGCUCUUCGCUGGUGCUGCUCCUGGGCAACUUCUUCUGCAUCAAGAAGCAACCUGAGGCCCCCCAACCCGGGGCGGCCCCCGAGAAGCCCCACAAGCCCCCGGAGGAGAUGGGGGUGGACGCGCGGGAAGUGGAGCACUUCCUCAAGGCGGAGCCCGAGCAGAACGGGGAGGUGGUGCACACCCCGGAAACCAGCGUGUGAGCGCCCCCUUGGGCAGUGCUCGCUG